UCCACUGCGAGCGAGCCUGCAAGCUGCACCGUACCCUAGCUACUCUCUUCUUCCUCACCUCCAUCUCUUUCACUGUUGCCGCCUUUGCCUAAUAUUCUCACCGCCGCCAUAGAUUGCAAAUCGAGCUCCGAUCCAUCUGUUUCUAACUCCAGCUAGCUAGCUCACUCUUCUCGGCGGCUCUUGCUUUGUUUUCCCCAUAUACAUACAAGAGGUAGAUCAAUUAAUCCGGUCAGUUCAUUUAUUAGUUGGAUUGGAUCGGCAGCGCGCAACCCCGUUCGUCUCCGUUCCCGUUUGCACGGCAGUCGUCCUAGCUUCAUUCGCUGGCCUCCCUUUGAUCUUCCUCGGUCCCUCCCUCUUUCUCCUCCGAUCCCAUAGCUUCUCUCUCUGUGUGUGCUAAAAACAGCUAGCUAGGUUAGGGGAGAGGCAGCAGAGACAGGGACAAUCUAGAGAUUAACAGACAAGAUCGAUCGGUCGAGCUUGCGCGCAUGCACUGAAUUGAUUCUCAAGCGCGCAGAGAUCCAUGAACUCUCAUGCAUGCAUGCAUGUCAUAGCAAGAGGUGUAUCAUCAAUCUCUAUCUGUUGUAACAUUCUUCUUGGGAUCUGAACCAGAUAAUGACCUAGCUAGCUAGCUGGGGAGAGAAUACCCACACAUAGAUCAGCAAGAGACAGGGAGACCAAAGAUAAAAAUAGAGGUCCAUUCCUGUCUCCACCUGCACCUCUACGUACUAUUGCUGCAGCUACUACUAGUAGAGAUCUCUGCAAGGUUUUCGUCACAUAUAUCUCUCUGAUUUGGGAAAGCAGGUUGAUCUAGCUAGCUAGAUGGGCAUGAGCAGCACACAAGCAGCAGCGCAGACACAGCAGCAGCAGCAGCAGCUGGUUCCUCCAGGCUUUCGGUUCCAUCCCACAGACGAAGAGCUGGUGGACUACUACCUCAGGAAGAAGGUGGCCUCAAGAAGGAUCGACCUCAAUGUCAUCAAAGAUGUCGAUCUUUACAAGAUAGAGCCAUGGGAUCUCCAAGACAAGUGCAGACUGGGAGGCCCUGGUGAGGAGGAGCAGAACGAGUGGUACUUCUUCAGCCACAAGGACAAGAAGUACCCGACGGGCACCCGGACCAACCGCGCCACUGCCGCCGGGUUCUGGAAGGCAACCGGCAGAGACAAGCCCAUCUACGCCAACAAGCAGCGGCAGCUGGUGGGCAUGAGGAAGACGCUGGUGUACUACAAGGGCAGAGCUCCCAAUGGCCACAAGUCCGACUGGAUCAUGCACGAGUACCGCCUUGAAACCAAUGAGAAUGGCCCUCCACAGGAGGAAGGAUGGGUAGUAUGCAGGGUGUUCAAAAAGCGACUACCAACAACAAGAAGAGAAUCUGACCAUGAUGCACCAUGCUGGUAUGUCGAUGAAGAUGGAACCUUCAUGCAUGACCUUAACUCCCCCAUGGGUGGACUGCCACCACACCACAGCAUCGCACAGCUGCACGAACAACACCUCCAGAUGCUCAACAACAGCUACAAGAGGCGGGAACUCAAGCUGCAAUUCCAGAUGCCAAGCCAUCAUAUCCUCAAUGCCGCCGCCGCCAUUCCUCACGAGCUAGAGCCCCCAUCCUUCCAUUCUCUUUUGGUCUCACCAGACCAUCAUCAAGCUGCUAAAGCGCACCACCGUGCUGUUCAGCUCAUGGACGAGCAUGCAGCCGACCAGGUCACUGAUUGGAGAGUUCUGGACAAGUUUGUUGCAUCUCAGCUUAGUCACGACGAUGCGGCCAAGGGUGUCGAUUAUACUGAUGAAGGAGAUAUCCUUCAGAUCAAUGAGAAGCAAGCUACCGAGUAUGCAUCAACCUCAACAUCCAGCAGCCAAGUUGAUCCAUGGAAGUGACGGUGAUCAUGAAAUUAAUCAAAAAUACUGCCUCCUCGUAUAAAAUAUUAUAUUAAGAGCUACAAUAACGAUGAUCGGAUCAAUUGGGACAUAUAAGUAAUUUGAUCUCUACAUAGUACGUGGCGUGUAAAUGAGACUACAUACAUAUUGAGUUGUGUAUUGGUGUACUACUUAUUAUUAUAUCCCUUCAGGAUGUUGUACUAAUAAUAUACUUAGCAUAUGCAUGCACACCGCGUUUCUAUAUGAAUAAUAAAGUCAUGGACAACUUGGAAACUUCA
Messenger RNA from Zea mays, 2147 nucleotides. RefSeq lists its product as uncharacterized. Bases 820 to 1869 code for a protein of 349 amino acids. The transcript has 5 exons. Gene Ontology annotation, molecular function: DNA binding. NCBI's taxonomy places the organism in Eukaryota, Viridiplantae, Streptophyta, Magnoliopsida, Poales, Poaceae. Gene Ontology annotation, biological process: regulation of DNA-templated transcription. The record is from RefSeq and is a predicted model, not a curated record.